AUGGUAUUAGCACAUGAUGGAAAUAUCAAUGAACCCGACUGGCGAGAAUUUUGGGGUGUGAAGUUCAAGUGGACUCCAGAGCACUUGACAUCUAAAGACUUCGAGCAUCUAAUACGUACCUACGACACCGUCGCCACUGAUGCCGUCGAAAGAUUAGACCAAAUCUCCCAUCUAUCUUCUAAGAUAGAGGUCCCUGGGGACAGAGACGACGCGCCAAUACCAGAGAAGAAAGUCCGACGAGAUCUAUACGAACUUCUCAAACAACAUGGGACAACCGAUGAGAAGCUCAAGAGACUCUGGAGUGAGGUCAACACGGUCCCGGAUUGGGUUGACUGGGAACAGAUAGAAAGGGGGCAGAAGGUAUUUUACCGAUACGGAGGCCCCGCCAUCACAUCUGUGAGCGAUCCAAAACCUAAGAUCAGUAGCGGCAUGGGAAGCGGGCGAACCGUCGAGACGCUCGACCGCACCGGCGGUUUCGGGGCGGACGUAGUCCGACGCCGGCUCCUAGAAACGACGCAGCACACCCUCAACAUAACGCGCGACCUCGCGUCCAUCAAGCCCGGCGGCGACGGCUUCGUAGACUCGAUCCGGGUGCGCCUGCUGCACGCGACAGUGCGCCGGCGCGUCAUGCGGAUGGCCUCGUCUCGACCGGGGUACUAUGACACGCAAGCCCUGGGCGUCCCGAUCAACGACCUCGACUGCAUCGGCACCGUCAACGCCUUCUCGGCCACCGUGCUGUGGAUGGGGCUCCCGCGACAGGGCAUAUAUCCGCGACGGCGCGAGAUCGCGGACUACCUCGCGCUCUGGCGGUACGUCGCGUACCUCAUGGGGACGCCGCACGACUGGCUGUCCACACCCGAGUCGGCGAGGCGGAUGAUGGAGUCGCUGCUGGUCGCGGAGAUCCAGCCCACGCGCGCGUCCGCGAACCUCGCCAACAACAUCAUCACGGGCCUGCAGGGGCAGCCGCCGACGUACGCCUCGCGCGGCUUCAUGUGCGCGCAGACGCACUGGCUCAACGGGCGCGAGCUGUCCGAGGCCCUGGCCAUCGACCGCCCGAGCCUGUGGUACUUCGCCCUCGUGCUCGGGCAGUGCGUCAUGUUCAUGGCGCUCAGCUACGUGAACCGCAGCAUCGGCUAUCUCGACGAGCGAAAUAUCAAGCUAGUCCGUAAAGCGCUCUACCAGAUUUUGCUGCUGGAUAAAUCCAAAGGCGCGCUGGGGUACACUUCCAAGUUCAAUAUAAGGUACCUCCCCUCGUUCGCCAAGACGACGACGGAUCGCGGUGCGCCGGCGAGCCGCGAGACGCAGGAUACGCUUGGCAAAGCGGAAUGCACGGCGCUGAUGUCGUUGUUCGCCUCUGCGGCUCUCGUCAGCGCUUCGGUAUGGUAUUGUGUGAAAGCUGUGAGAUGGCUAGUUAGUAAUUGA
Molecule: messenger RNA, 1422 nt
Organism: Annulohypoxylon truncatum
Lineage: Eukaryota; Fungi; Ascomycota; Sordariomycetes; Xylariales; Hypoxylaceae
Exons: 3
Coding region: 1-1422 (473 amino acids)
Molecular function (GO): oxidoreductase activity
Source: RefSeq, a predicted model, not a curated record